Messenger RNA from Neltuma alba, 1992 nucleotides. RefSeq lists its product as uncharacterized. Bases 1 to 1992 code for a protein of 663 amino acids. The transcript is spliced from 2 exons. Lineage: Eukaryota; Viridiplantae; Streptophyta; Magnoliopsida; Fabales; Fabaceae. The record is from RefSeq and is a predicted model, not a curated record.
AUGACACAAGAAGAGCAGCAAGCGGGUAUGGACAAUGACGUGGCAAAGGAGAGAGGCAGAGAGGGUGAUUCAGCGUGCAAUAUUAACGGAAUGCAUACUGUAUUGCGCUAUAUCUUUAAUAAACAUUGCUCUGCAUUACAGCCAUUACGUUUGAGCAUUACAUUUGGUGCUUUCAUUGACUCGGACAUGGCGGACGUAACUCGUUUUAAGGAUCUGCAGACAGAAUUCAAAUCUCUGUCAGAGUAUGUAGGCCGUGUGGAAACAUCAACAAAUAAUCAUCUGGAUCAGUUACAGAGUGCUCUCGAAGCUAUGGGGCGUGCUUCAACUGCGAGUUUGGAAGCCGCUAUGGAAUCAAUGUCUCGUCGCAUUUCUUCCUCCAUUCGUGAACUCGAUCGCGGUCCUGGCUCUAUUGGAGUUUCUUCCUCCAGUCAACAGUACCAAAAUUCAUAUCGCCCGAUUAAGUUAGAUUUCCCAAAGUUCGAUGGUUCUGACCCCAUGAUCUGGAUUUUUCGUGCAGAGCAGUAUUUCUCUUAUUAUGAGACGCCGGACAACCAACGUGUACUGGUAGCUUCUGUCAGUUUUGAAGGCGAUGUCGUUCCAUGGUUCCAAAUGUUGCAGAAAACUCGUGUCAUUACUAACUGGCUAUCGCUUGUCAAGGCCAUAGAGGAUGAGUACGGUCCUUCUCUGUUUGAUCAGCCGCGCAUCAGGUUGUUCAAACUCAUGCAGUCCUCAUCAGCGGAAGUGUAUUGCCCGGAGUUUUUGGCGCUCGCAAAUCGCACAGAGGGGGUCUCUGAUGCAGCCUUAUUGGAUUGUUUUUUUGGAGGUUUGAAACCUUACUUGCGGAAGGACGUUAUGGCCCAAAAACCACUUAACUUGUUACGAGCUACAGAGCUGGCCAAAUUGUUUGACACAUCUGUGGGCCCCUUUGAUGGGCCCCCUAAACCGAACACCACUGGUUCAAGUCGCAGCUCUGCUUUCUCUAAACCCUUCUCUGGUUUCUCAUCAUCAGCUUCAUCCACGAAGAGCUCUCAGGCGGCGUUGCUACCUACGCCAGCCAUGAAACCAGUUACACAGAUUAAGAAAAUGACAGCAGUAGAGAUGGCUAUCCGAAGAGAGAAAGGUCUGUGUUAUACGUGCGAUGAGAAGUUUUCACCGGCUCACCGUUGUGCUAACAAGCAGUUCAUGGUCAUGUUUUGUGAAGAGUCAGAUUCCCCUUCAACUACAGAGUCCGCGACAGUGUUGGAGGCUGAACCACACGACGAUGCGCCAACCAUUCACCAUCUCUCACUCCAUGCUUUUCAAGGCCACCGUGGUACCGCCACCAUUCGUUUUCAGGGUGCUAUUUGUGGGUCGGCCGUACAGGUGCUCCUUGAUGGUGGUAGUACCGAUAGUUUUAUCCAUCCCAGGGUCAUUAAUCAUCUGCGUCUCCCAGUGGAACCAGUUCACAACAUCCGUGUCAUGAUAGGUGAUAGGUAUGCCAUGACGGGUGAAGGUAUCGUUCGAGCCGUUCCAUUGCAGAUUCAGGGGCAUACAAUUACUCUUCCAACUUAUGUAUUACCAAUUGCGGGGUCUGAUGUGGUGAUUGGUGCAUCUUGGUUAGCCACUCUUGAUCCGCAUGUAGCAGACUAUACGAUUGGUAGUCCUCGCAUCAAAUUUUUUAACAAUGGAGAAUUUGUUACACUACAUGGUCUGUCUCAUCCUCCUGUAUCUCAAGCUGAGUUUCACCAGUUACAGAGGUUGGUGCGUACGGAUGCUAUUGCUGAGCUCUUCCUAAUGACACUUGCUACGUCCCCUGAUCCUGUACCUUCUCAAAGUAUGCCCAAUGAUAUUCAUGAUGAUAUGAAGAACUUGCUGCAACAAUAUUGGACAGUCUUUGAGAAACCCACUGGGUUACCUCCGAGCAGAGGACACAAACAUCGCAUUAUCUUGACUAAUGGAGAUCAGCCAGUGAAAGUGCGACCUUACCGAUAUCCUUUUAGUCAAAAGGAUUAA